CGGCGCUUUACGGCAGUUGGGCGGCGUGGGGCGCGAUGGCGGGUGAGUGGCGGGGCGCGGAGGCGGCCGUGAGCGCCGAGGAGGAGGAGGAGGAGGAGGAGGAAGAAGAAGAAGAGGGCCGGGAGGAUGGCGAGCGGAGGCACCGGCAGCUCCUGGAGGCGGUCAGCUCCCUCUGCGGCCGGAGGCGGAAGAAGCUGGCGGAGCGCACGGAGGCGAGCGUGCAGGUGUCGGAGUUCCACGUCAGCUGCGAAGGUGCUGGGGAGAAGCUGGUUCUGUCCGAGCUCCUGCAGCCCAUCCGGCCUAAAUCCGCCCUGGGCGCCGUGCGGAAGGAGCUGAGCAGAGUGAAGCAGCAGAAGGCGGUGGAGCUGCCGCUCAGCAAAGAGGAGGCAAAGCGGGUCGUGAGGGAAGCUGCCUACGUCGGGACCUCCAAAGAUGUGGGCAAGUGGCAGGAGGUGGUUUUGCAGAACCGUCGGGCGGAGCAGCUGGUUUUCCCCCUCAAGCAGGAGAUCCCGACGGUCGCUCCCCUGGAACGAGUGGUCUCGGCGUGGGAGGCCCGAACGCCCCUGGAGCAGGAGAUCUUCGCGCUGCUCCGCAGGACGCGGCAGCCCGUCACGGACCCGCUGCUGACGCCAGAGGAGACGGCCUCGCUGCAGGCGAUGAGCUUGGAGGAGGCCCGGCAGCGGCGGGCGGAGCUGCAGAAGGCUCGGGUCCUGCAGUCCUACUACGAAGCCAAAGCUCGGCGAGAGAAGAAAAUCAAGAGCAAGAAGUACCACCGCGUGCUGAAAAAAAGCCAGAGACGCAAGGCCUUGAAGGAGUUUGAGCUGCUGCAGAAGUCGGACCCCUCGGCCGCCUUGGCGAAGCUGGAGGAGCUGGAGCAGCUCAGGAUGCAGGAGCGGAUGAGUCUUAAGCACCAGAACAAGGGAAAAUGGGCCCGCUCCAGGGCCAUUGUGGCUAAGUAUGACCUGGAGGCCCGCAAGGCCAUGCAGGAGCAGCUGGCCAGGAACAAGGAGCUGACGCAGAAGGUGCGGGUGGAGCUGCCCGAGGAGGAGCCGGGGGAUGUGCCUGAGGAGGAGCUGGCGGCGGUGACCGUCCCCGCGGGAGCCAGCGGAGCUAAUCCCUGGAUGCUGGGCCAGCCCAGCGGCCCGGCCGAGGAGCCCGAGGCCCAGGAGGGUCUCGGAGAUGUCGCAGUGCCUGGCGCUGCGGAGAGCAAGGAGGAGAUGGAGGAAGAGGAGGAGGAGGAGCUGUCGGAGGAGGAAGCUCUGCUACAAGACUUUGCGCAGAAACGGCACGUGCGGCAGCAGCGGGCAGGGAGCCCUGAAGGACAAGGUGCUGGUGAGACAGAGGCAGGUCCUGAUCUGCUGGGGGAGGGCCCCGUCUGUGCCGAGGAGCAGGCGAGCGGAGGGCUGGAGCUGCCUCCCCAGGCCCAGGAGCAGCUCCUGCUGUCGGAGCAGCUCGGCCGGGUGCAGACGGUGGAGGACGUCGAGGCUCUGGCCUCGGAGGAGCGGGUGGAAGAGCAGGAGAACCAGGCGGCCACGAGGGCAGAGAAACCAGCAGCCACGAGGGCAGAGAAACCAGCAGCCAUGAGGGCAGAGAAACCGGGAGCCACGAGGGCGGAGAAGCGAGCGCAGCAGCGGGAGGAAGGCAGAGCUGGGGACAAAGGUGCCAAGAAGCCCCCGGCCAAGAAGAAGAUGAUUAGCCUGCGGGCUGUGCUGGCUGGGAAGCCCCAGAAGGUUCUGUGCCCCAACCUGCCUGUGGUCAUGGAGGAGGAGGAAGGUGGCAUCGACCAGAGAGGGGUGAUCACAGAGGCCUUUGCCGGCGACGACGUGGUCGCCGACUUCCGCCGGGAGAAGCGCAAGGCAGAGGAGGCUGCGAAGCCGCAGCCCGUGAACCUGGUGCUGCCGGGCUGGGGCGAGUGGGGAGGCACGGGCCUGAAGCCCAGCACCAAGAAAAUAAAACGGUUCCUGCUCAAGCCGCCGCCGGCACCUCCCAGGAAGGACCAGCACCUGCCCCACGUCAUCGUGAGCGAGCGGCGCAACAUCCACGCGGCAGCGCACCAGGUCAGCGACCUGCCCUUCCCCUUCGAGAGGCACCAGCAGUUCGAGCAGAGCAUCCGGGCGCCCCUGGGCCCCACCUGGAACACGCAGCGCGCCUUCCAGAAGCUGACCGCCCCCCGCGUCCUCACCCGAGCCGGCCACAUCAUCCAGCCCCUCUCGGCCGAGGAUGUCCCCGACCUGGCCCCCGCGGCCAAGCCGGCGCUGGAAGUUGUUCCCAAGCAGCACGAGCAGCCCCUGGGCCGCCGGCGCAGGACAGCGCGGUAGCCUCUGCGCCCACCUCCCCCUGCUGCUGGCACCGGGGGAGGGAGGCUCCCAGUCCGGCCCAGUACCUCCUGCUUCCCCCCCCCCCAACAAUAAAACUGGGCAGCCUCGUC
Molecule: messenger RNA, 2428 nt
Organism: Tyto alba (common barn owl)
Lineage: Eukaryota; Metazoa; Chordata; Aves; Strigiformes; Tytonidae
Gene: UTP14A
Product: UTP14A small subunit processome component
Exons: 14
Coding region: 36-2318 (760 amino acids)
Biological process (GO): rRNA processing
Cellular component (GO): small-subunit processome; nucleolus
Source: RefSeq, a predicted model, not a curated record